CGUUGAGUCGUCUUACAUAGAAAUAUCUGUGGCAUGUCACACGAUGCGCUCCGGCGCCGCACCGGACCUACGAGACGGGGAAGGUGAAUGCGUUGCGACGCCCCAAAGUAGGACAAAUUCAAGGUAUCUGAUGGUUGGCAACCCAACGAUGAACAGUGAUGUCAUUCUAGUGAUUGCUACUGACUACCUACAUUAGGUAUUAUUCGACGCUACUUGUAUCGUCUAUGUUAUAAUCGAAGAGGACUAGGAUUUUGAAACCUACUCGAAAUCCGAACUUAUCAACGAUUACAAUUUAGUGCUCUUUGGUCUCAGCCGAUUAUUACCUGACUAUACCGUGUCCAAAAGCAGGAGUAGGAACAGGAUGGUUUUUAGUCUGUAAAAGUCUGACACUCGCGCUUCACACAAGGCGAGAGAAGUCAUUGGAUAAUUUUCUCCACUUAAAAAAAUACUUAUACUAUACCGCUAUACUUAUUAUACUCUUUGGAUAGAACAUAGAACUUGUGUGUUGCUGACAAAACUGCUGACUUCUAAAAACGUCAACAAAUAAAUACGUCAAUGAAUCAAUCGCAAAUUGAAUGGUUUUUACCGAUUAGCUGCGUAAUAUUAUAAUAUCUCUAUAAUACUUAUUUAGCCACAUUUGCAAUGAGUUAUCUAUACAGUUGUGGAAUUUGUUGUGGCCUGCUCAGCAUAUGGGGAGCGGUACAGCUGUUUUUCAUGGGAAUAUGUUAUCACCUCGAAGUGGUCACGCUUUUAGAAGAUGUUGAAGAAGAAGAAUAUGAAGAUUAUGACGAUUUUAUUAAGAAAACUGAAGCCAAUUAUCGCGCGGUGGCGGUGAACUGUUGGGUUGCGUCAGUAAUAUACGUGAUCCUCAUCGGAGUGUCGUACUGGUGUAUUGUGAAAGCCAAGAAAGAAAUGGAGGUAGAAGCGUUGAAGUUAGAGGAUGACGAGUACGUAUGUACUCCUAAACCGCCUCAGAGGAUGAACCCUAAGAAAGUUAAAUAAUAAAUUCCACAACCUUUUUAGUAUUUACUUAGCUAAUAAAAUAUUUUAAGAUUUUCUA
This is a messenger RNA of Spodoptera frugiperda (fall armyworm), 1060 nucleotides long. Its product is annotated as ribonuclease kappa-A-like. Gene Ontology annotation, molecular function: RNA endonuclease activity. The record is from RefSeq and is a predicted model, not a curated record. NCBI's taxonomy places the organism in Eukaryota, Metazoa, Arthropoda, Insecta, Lepidoptera, Noctuidae. The transcript is spliced from 3 exons. The coding region runs from base 643 to 1002 and encodes 119 amino acids.